AUGGCGGAACCAAUGGAGGCCGAGAUUGUGGUGGAACCGGAUGACGCCCCCUUUUCGACGCCAAAGCGCCCGAUUCGAGUUGCGAAGCCGACCAUCAAAAUUCGAACCACGACUCGACAGGACAAAGAGGCAGCGCAGGAACCGAAGAGAACGACCCGGAACACGACGCGAUCAGCAUCAAUUGAAGGAACGGCGGAACGAGCGAGCGACAUCAGACGAAGCAAUGGCGGCGGCGGAAGUAUCGGAAGCAACGAUGGCCGGGCAAUGCUCCAGAAGGCUUUGGAGAUGCUGGGUGAAUCCCGCAAAGAGUCCCAAUGGCUGAAGGAAGCACUCAAGCGGCAAAUGGAGGUGGUGCAGAAACAGGACGAAAUGAUACGCGACUUGAGCUCGAAGAUGGAUGAAACCACGAAACAGAUGAACGAAGAACUGAAGCAAUCCCGCGAAGAACUGAAGCUGGUCCGUGAGCAACUCGAAACUAUCGCGACAAACGCCACACAAUCCCCCUCCAUGUCGUACGCCGACGUUGCGCGAUCAGCCCCGUCAUCCCAACCGACUAACCUCCGAACGCUCUCGUCCUUUAACACGACGCCGUCCAACUUCUCCGACACGCCGUACUGCACAAUCGAUACAUCCCAUGCCGAAAGCGAAGCCGCCGAGCAAGUGUCGGUCGGCUCAAUCCGAACGAUGGUGGAGAGCCAGAUCCGUUCUGGAGAAGGCGAGGCCGGGUCCUGGCGGUGCCGAGCAGUGACGAAGGACCCUAGGAACCCCCAUCGCAUCAGGAUUGCUUGCAGAAACGACGAUGAACACGCGAUGGUGAAACGAGUGGUGGAAGCGAACCUGGCGCGAGGAGCCCGGAUUCUUCGAGACGAUGUUUACCCAAUCAGAGUGGAUAGUGUCAACCGCACAGCUGUGCUGAACGACGAUGGAGACGUCCGCGCCGGAGCAGCGGAGGCUUUUGGCGUGGAGAACGACGCCUCGGUUGCGAAGGUAGCGUGGCUUAGCGACAGAAACGUUGCGAAGGCGUAUGGAUCGAUGGUAGUGUAUCUCAGGAAAGCGGCGGAUGCACGCCGGCUGCUCGGCGAAGGCUUCUUCCACGCGGGAGGAGAGUCUGGCUAUACGAGGCCCUUCGAGCGCCGAGAACGAACGAAUCAGUGCUACAACUGUCAAGAAAUUACCGACCACAAGGCCUACCAAUGCAACAAGCCCAAGAUGAUGCAACUUAACGUGAUGAAACGGGGCGAAAUACACGAGAGCUUGAUGAACGACGAAGCAAUUCGGGAUGCGACGGUGUUGGCGAUCCAGGAGCCGCAGGCGAGGGUCAUCCAAGACCGCCUCCUGACGACCCCAAUGGGACACCAGGGGUGGACGAAGAUGGUCCCGUCGACGUGUAGGGAGGGUAGAUGGGCGAUCAGGAGCAUGUUGUGGGUGAAUAAGGAGGUGGAAGCGGAACAGAUACUGGUGGAGUCGCCCGACGUGACGGCGGCCGUUGUCCGGCUCGAGGAGCGGCUGGUGGUGGUGGCGUCGGUAUACGUGCCGGGAGGUGAAAGCCAUGCUCUACGGAGCAUAUGUGACAAGUUGCGACAGAUCGUGCUGGACACUAGACAGCGAGCGGACAGGGUAGUGGAUGUGGUCAUUGCGGGCGACUUCAACCGACACGACCAGCUCUGGGGAGGAGACGAGAUAUCGAUGGUCAGGCAGGGCGAGGCGGACCCGAUCAUCGACCUCAUGAACGAGUUCGGCCUCAGUAGUCUACUACCGCGUGGCACGAAGACGUGGCAGAGAGGGGAGCACCAGUCGACCAUCGAUCUCGUCUUGGCUUCUGAAGAUCCGACGAACUCGCUGAUCAAGUGUGCGAUCCACGAGACGGACCAUGGGUCGGAUCACAGGGCCAUUGAGACGAUUUUCGACGUCUCGAUUCCUACACCGGCACCGCGGGAGCGCCUGCUCUUCAAGAACGCGCCCUGGAAAGAGAUUAACGCCAGGAUCGAGAGAGCGCUGGAAACGACACCUGGCGAAGGAACGGUGCAACAAAAGACGGACAGACUGAUGGCGGUGGUAACGGAGGCGAUCCACGCCCUGACACCGAAGGCCAAGCCGUCGCCGUACUCGAAACGGUGGUGGACGACCGACCUGACACAGCUUCGUCGAAUCUACACGUACUGGAGAAACCGAGCGCGUGCAGAAAGGCGGGCGGGACGAGCCAUGGCGGACCUGGAAGAAAAGGCGAAGGCGGCAUCGAAACAGUACCACGACGCGAUCCGUCAGCAAAAGAGAAAGCACUGGAAUGAGUUCCUAGCGGACAACGACAACAUAUGGAAGGCUGCUAAGUACCUGAAAGCAGGCGAUGAGGAGGCUUUCGGCAAGCUGCCGCAGCUGGUCAGGGCAGACAAAACAACGACGACGAACCACACAGAACAAGCAGAAGAACUACUCACCACCUUCUUCCCCGCCCUCCCCGAAGACAUUGACGAGGAGGGAGACAGACCGCAGAGAGCUGCGGUGGAGAUGCCGCCUAUUACGAUGGAAGAAGUGGAACGCCAGCUAUUCGCGACAAAGUCGCGGAAGGCACCCGGCGAAGACGGGCUCCCAGCGGUGGUCUGGAAGCAGAUCUGGCCGGUGGUGCGGGACUGGGUCUUGUCGAUCUUUCGGGCAUCGCUGGAAGAAGGAAAACUGCCCCACCAGUGGAGACAUGCAAAGAUCAUACCGCUCAAGAAACCGGGCAAAGAUAACUACACGCUGGCAAAAGCAUGGCGGCCGAUCUCGCUGCUGGCCACAUUGGGUAAGGUGCUGGAGUCGGUGGUGGCGGAAAGGAUAUCACAUGUUGUCGAACUCUAUGGUCUGCUGCCGACCAACCACUUCGGAGCUCGAAAACAACGAUCGGCCGAGCAAGCGCUCUUGCUCCUCCAAGAGCAGGUUUACACGGCAUGGCGAGGCCACCGUGUUCUCAGCCUCGUCAGCUUUGACGUGAAAGGGGCGUACAAUGGAGUGUGUAAGGAAAGGCUGGUCCAAAGAAUGAAAGCGCGAGGCAUCCCGGAUGACGUGCUCCAGUGGGUAUCGGCCUUUUGCUCCGACCGCACGGCAACGAUCCAAAUCAACGGGCAGUCGUCUGAAUCGCGAAGCCUACCCCAAGCGGGCCUUCCUCAGGGGUCACCAUUGUCCCCGAUACUGUUCCUCUUCUUCAACGCAGAUCUAGUGCAGAGACGCAUUGACAGCAACGGAGGAGCGAUGGCCUUUGUCGACGACUUUACAGCUUGGGUCACGGGGAAGACGGCUCAAGAUAACCGCAAAGGCAUCGAAUCGAUCAUACGAGACGCAAUCGACUGGGAAAGGAGGAGCGGCGCGACGUUCGAGGCCGAGAAGACGGCCAUCAUCCACUUUACCCGCAAUGACCACAAGUCCGACCCGGAA
Messenger RNA from Colletotrichum incanum, 3408 nucleotides. NCBI's taxonomy places the organism in Eukaryota, Fungi, Ascomycota, Sordariomycetes, Glomerellales, Glomerellaceae. The record is from the annotation of a GenBank genome assembly.